Messenger RNA from Laetiporus sulphureus 93-53, 1305 nucleotides. RefSeq lists its product as uncharacterized. The record is from RefSeq and is a predicted model, not a curated record. The coding region runs from base 142 to 1155 and encodes 337 amino acids. NCBI's taxonomy places the organism in Eukaryota, Fungi, Basidiomycota, Agaricomycetes, Polyporales, Laetiporaceae. The transcript has 5 exons.
ACCAAAACGAAACCCGCUCGCCUUCAAUUGCCAUCUUGCUGCACGACAUCACAAGGCUGCAUACGCAGUGAAUACCCUGCCCGACCCUACGCAUCGCAGCUCACCGUAGAACCGUUCACUACACUGCAAGCACCGAACGACAUGCCACCUCAGCCAGGCGUAUUCUCAAUCUCAUACAGCACGGCGCAGAAGACGCGGACCUCGGGCGGUGCUGAGAUCAUAGACAUGACCGGCCCUUACCAUCACCACCAGCCGACUGCAGGACCGAGCCGGAUCCAUGGUAGUCAAAUCGACGACCUGAAGAAAGACAAGCGGAAGAGAGAGAUCGCUGGCAGGCUGGGCAAGGAGAUGAGUGACCGGCGCGACGACGCUGGGAGGUACUAUACAGAGAUGAUAUCGGACCUGCACAGCACGUCCAUUCAGCUCUCCACGCGCCCGGAGACGCUGCCCGCCUACAACCUGCGUCUGUACCCCAUAUCGCUCGAGCGCUCGGCGCUGCUCGCGUCCUUGGUCGUGCAGGAGAAGCACAUGCUGGAUAUGGUCCAGACCGCGUAUGACGACGAGCGGGAGAAAGUCGAGCACGAGUGGCGGAAGGGCAGGGAACGCAUUCGGGAGCGCCUUCUGGAGGGUAUCGAGGAGCGCCGGCGACGCGCGCGGGAGGAGAAGGAUGGCGAGGGGGCAGUUUCAGACGUUGGCUUGGACUCACAAUCUCGAGCACACAACACGCGGAAGCUACGAAAUAAGCUUGGGGGCACCUCCCCUCCACCGACACCUCUGUCCGGAGUGGGUACAAGCUACCUCACAAAUGGCACGCUCUCCAUCUCCACAGGCGCUGCCAGCUCAGGCCCCCUCCUCAACCCACACUCACUGCACGUCGACGAGCUGCCUUCCCCAUUCCCUCUUCCGCUGACCUCCACCCACUCCGCACACAGCGCGGGGUACGGAUAUGGCAAUGGUCCGGGCGCCACUGGCAAUGGACGGAGGCGAGCGAAAGGCGGAGGAAGGGAGAACCAGACCGUGGGCGGGCUCGGGAAGAGUCUUACGAUCCUGAACACUGUCAAGGAGCAGGAGGUUGAGCAGGACCUGAAUGAGAUCAGGAGAGGGAACAAGAGGAGGCGGGUCGCUGCCACGACGCUUGGAAGCAAGAAUCAGUGAUUGACGAUCGUGACGUUGGGCAUCGGCGGUCAAUGUCGCAGCAGUGCAUAGAGCAUCACAGGAUGGACUCUAUUUUGCCGGGUUCUUUUUUUGUUGAGUAGAGAUCUAACUUAAUAAUUGAUCAUGGACGCCAGAAAGAUUUACUCACUG